UGUCUAUUGACCCAUAUUCUUGUAUAUAUUGAUUUUAGGUUGCCGAAAUAAGUACUUGGUAACAAUAUUGGCGCCAUAAAAACAUAAUAAACGACUUUGUCGUUGUAGGGAAACCAGUUCGUUGGACACCAAAUGGCCGUGAAAAGCGCCGACUAAGGAAGAGCAAAAACUACAAGGAAAAUUAACGUCAAGCCAGCAGACAAACUGCACUCGAAGCCAUCCGAGGCUAACUGGAAAAUGGAUAAACAAACAUAGAGGAGCGAAUGUAGACGAAGCAACUUUCAGCCGCGGCAAGAAAUACAGUUAAGGUUUUGCGCGGCGGAAGAAUCUAGGAAGAGCGACGUGUGAAUGCAGGAGAAGAUACCAUUAACCAGCUACAAGAUACAACCGAUAGCGCACUGCAAAAAGUCAUCGACGGCCGACCGAACCGCUGAGAAGAGCGAAAAGCGAGAGAGCGACCAGUUUGCCUUAAGCCUGGCCAUGAUCUUGGCCAACUGUUUAGGCCACAACGCGCUCAGUUGUUAACCAGACGCGCACGCAUGCGCACACGAGACGCGCGAACAGGUGAUUUGCAUAUACACGAGAUACAAGUAACGUCCAGAUACGAAACCGUUAGGCCGUAGGUGUGUCGCAGUGAAGUAAUUGCAGGUAGCUAGAUUCCCGACUAGAGCAAAUAGAAAACGCGCUAAAUGCGACAGCGAAAUUCCAAACAAACCAGUCGAAAACAAACACAAAGAAGAAAGUACAUUAAAAUCAAUACCAAAGGAAUUGAGCUGCUGAAAAAAAUCGUCCGACAACCAAUGUAAUAGAAUUAGCGUGCUAAGCCGGGUGCCUCAUAAAUUGAUUUGUCGAUUGGCUAAUGACUUCGCCAACUAGGCCGGCUUUUGUGUCCGCUAAAACGAAGAGUUCCCAAACACGUACUCCUGGUGAAAUCAGAUAAAUAAACAGUUAGGUUGCAGUUAAAUUGCAGGGCCAAGGUGCAUUUGCAAUAGGAAAAUACAUAGAGAUUGCAAUUGCAUUUGCAAUUGCAGGUUGAAGGUGUGAAGCAGCUGUCAGCAGUGCUAACUGGCUGAGUGAAACCGAAAUAAAACGAAACUGAAAUGCCCAACACAUACAGUGCUUUGCCCCAUAAUUGGAGCUCCGGUGAGAGCCAGCAACAGUGGACAUCCUCCAGUAGAAAUCGCAAAUGCCACCCAGUGGGCAUGGCCAGAUCAAUGAGUGGCCACUUGAUUUUCCUCCUCUUGAUCUGCCUAAUAAACUCGGCCGCCAAAGCGGAUGGAUCGGCUGGGAAUGGUCGUCUUGGACGACAUCGCUCCACCACUCCUAUGAGCCACAUGGCCACGGAACCGCAGCCAAUCGGGGAGCAGGAGACGGUCACCGAUUCACCAACAGAUUCUCCAGAGGAGCUGGAGUCAACGAUGACGACGGAACUGCCGCCGGAAGAAGACUGGCAGCCUCUGGUGAAUGCCAGUAAGUUUUCCACGAUGAAGCCGAUGGACAAAGAGACUCUCGGUGACUCCCUGCUCCUCAGACUGGCCCGGCGAUUUGCCAGUGGAAACGAGCUGUGGGACGGCCUUGUCCGCGAUUGCUAUCUAAAGCCAGAUGUAUCCUGCUUCCAAAAGAACGUCUUCAGCUACCUGGAUACCGCUCUGGAUGUACAGGAUGUGAAUGUGACCCAAAGGCUGAAGUUCCUCAAGAACCAAGUGAACUACCAAGUGGAAAAAGAGAGGGAGGAGCACCCGGAGGCACGUGCCGCCAGUGCGGACACCCCGAUCGAGGAAGUGACCAGCGCUCUAUAUGGCAAGAGUAUCAAGUUUGCUAUGACCCACGAUCUGGAGGUGGAUCUGCCUGAGGUUAUGUUCAAUGGCGCCACAUUUCGCAUCUCGCCGCGGGCCAUCGAAGGCAACGGAAUCAUCGCCAAGCUAGAGCUGAUUCCCAAACAGGUAGUCAAGGCCCGACUCGCCGGGGCGAUAAUCCAGAAGAAGAUACAAAAAUUUCUACGCAGCAAACUGGUGCUGUCAUUCCUCGCAUUGCUGCUGAUCAUUAAAAUCAUCAAGAUCAAGUUGUUCUGGCUGCUGCCAAUCGUCAUCGGAGUUGGUGCCGCCAAGAAGCUGCUGCUAAAGUUCCUGCUCUUCCUGUUCCCAGCGCUGUCGCAUCUCUUCAAGCUCUGCUCGCACUACCAGCAAUCCUAUCACGCACCCGCCAAGUACCACCACCACCAUCACCUCAUCGAUCAUCAUCACACGGUUGUUCCGCCGUGGCACAGUGGUGAGCACCCCUCGGUUCCGGAAAUCAUUUAUACCCACCCGCCGAAGGGCCAUCCCUCCGCCUAUCUGCAUGGGGCUCCGGUGCAUGAGAGCUACGGACCCGGAUACGAGCACUUCGAGGGUGCCUGGGAGAACAGUGGACCUGGCCUGGGAUCCGACUCAAGGCCGGCACACACGCAGCACCAUCCGGUGUACGUUCCCGGACACGGACACCAUCCGCCGCAAAAUGCUCCCGGACUCACGGCAGCCGCACAAAUUGCCGCGCAGUACGAUCCAGCGCGCAACAAUCAACAUCCGCAGCAUCCGCAGCAAACGCCGCAGCAGGCAAAUCAAGCUGUUCAGGAGCCACAACUUUCGCCCGAAGUAGCAGCCCAGCUGAAGGAGGCUAUACGCAUUCAGGCCGAGCAGCGCCUCAUCCAGCAGCAGCAGAAGAUACUGGAGCACCAGCCAUUCGUGCAGGAUGGACAGCCGCUGUAUCCGCUCAACUACGAUCCGUUCUACAGCCCCAUUCUGUUGAAAAUCGACAAAAUCAUCGAGCAGCUGGGAGUGAAAAACGACCUCUGCAAGGAGCGCAUUGUGUGCAGCAUGUACAAGGAUCCAGCCACCUACAGUCCGCACAGCAAUUUCAUUUCCGCGGAACUGAGUCGCGAUACCAGCGAACUGGAGCCCGUAACGCAUGCGAAUGAGGCAGUGCGUCGCUUCUACCGACUAAUUCAGGCUGCCCGAGAUGGACAGGAUCAAAAGGACUGCCAGAGCCUGUACCCACAGUGCAAUAUGCAGGCCAAGUGAGCCGGAGGUCCCCAAUCUUCGAAAGAGAUAGAGAGACGUUAAACGAGAACGAGCAACUUUAAAGUCAACUUUUCCUUGUUAAAAAUCGAACUGUAAAUAGGAUAAAAGUUAGGAUAAGCCUAAUUUAUUUGUUAGACUCUUACUUUUUUAUUUAUUUAUUUAUUGUAGUCUAAUAGUAACGAACUAAAUGCCAAUUUGAGCUUUUUUGUCACGUUGCCGCUGCAUUAAUAUUCAUUCUGAUUUUGUUCAAUUUCACAUACAAAUUAUUCACUUCAAUCGGAUGCGGUCAGUACACUUUUUAAAUUUCCCACACACACGUGAAUGGCACGGCACACGAAUAAUUCACAGAUAAUUUACUAAAAAUACCAUAUAAUGAAAUCAGAAUGUUUAUUGAUUGCCGGCCAAACGAAUGCGGCUGCAAAUUCAAUUAGUCAAUACGCAAAAAUUGUUAUUAGAGGAGUUUUUAU
This is a messenger RNA of Drosophila teissieri, 3523 nucleotides long. RefSeq lists its product as uncharacterized. The coding region runs from base 1101 to 3056 and encodes 651 amino acids. NCBI's taxonomy places the organism in Eukaryota, Metazoa, Arthropoda, Insecta, Diptera, Drosophilidae. The transcript is spliced from 8 exons. The record is from RefSeq and is a predicted model, not a curated record.